AUGAUGUAUUGCGCUAGGCUUAAUAUAGGAUGGUUACUGAGAAAUAUUAUAACAAAAGGGAUUAUGUCAUCGAAAUUUGAAGAGCUUCCAGUAGAGAUGAUGCUCGAAAUAUUCCAGUAUAUUGACGCUUAUGAUUUGUAUCAUGGAUUUUAUGAUUUAACUGCACGUUUAAAUUUAGUUAUUAAUACAGCUGAUAUUAAAUUACAUAUGAUUGAUUAUAUACAUCCAGAAAUAUUUGAUUAUUAUUGUAGUAAUAUUAUAUCUCGUUUUAAACAUUGUUUAAGCUAUUUACGUGUACCAAGCGAUAAAUUAGAAAAAUUUUUAAAAUUAUUUAAUUUAAAUGAAUUUGUUUCGCUUCGUGCAUUAAUAUUGUGUGAACCAAAACAAUUAGAUGAUGAACGAAUGAUUCUAGAAAAACUAUCAAAAUUAAAACAACUAAAAUAUUUAUCAUUAAAUGGUGAUAAAUAUUUAAUUCAAUUAAAUACAAUUGACUAUUCAUUGAUUUCAUUACAAUAUUUGAAUAUUGAUUGUUGUAAAAUAAAAACUUUCUUAUUUAUACUACAAAUAAUACCUAAUAUAAAACAUAUUAGAUGUUCAUUAAGAUUAUCGGUACCACACGAACAAUAUGAGAGUAUUGGUAAAUAUGUACCAAAACUUAUUUCAUUAAAGUUCAAAUCAUAUUAUAUAAACUUUGAUACUAUUUUAUUACUAUUAUCAAAUUUAUUAGAAUUAAAAAAAUUAUCAUUUGCUGCUCACAGUUUUGAUUGUUACAAUGGUUAUAAAUGGUCUCAGUUAUUGUCAACAUUACCAUUGUUAAAAAAAUUUCAAUUCUUUAUUGAUGCAACAGUGGCAUUUGAAGAUUCAAUAGAUGAUGUUAUUCAAUCAUGGAAUAUUCUUUCACAAUGGAAUAUUCAAAUUAAUUAUAGUAACGUUUUUAUAUGUGUUUAUACAUUACCAUUUAGUCAACUAUGUUGGUUCACAACAUGUUUAUAUAAUAUGAAAACAUUGACAUUUGGAGAUCAAAAUAAAAUUAUGCUCAACGAUAAUGAUAACAUUCAACAAUUAUUUAUACGUCUUACGAAUGAUCAUAAAAUAUUGGCACGAUAUUCAAAUGUUCAAUCAGUAUAUUUUUACUUUGAAUCAAAUUUACCAGUUUCAUUACCAUCAACAUUUCUUGAAGAUCUAUCAAAAACAUUUCAAUUGUCAACCGUUCAAAGUCUAGGUAUAACUUAUAACAGAGUAGAGAAUAGUAUAACAAAGGAAUCGAAACGUUAG
Messenger RNA from Didymodactylos carnosus, 1275 nucleotides. NCBI's taxonomy places the organism in Eukaryota, Metazoa, Rotifera, Eurotatoria, Philodinida, Philodinidae. The record is from the annotation of a GenBank genome assembly.